GGAGGAUCAAAGUAAAACACAUUAUAACUAACACACUACUGCUGGUGAGCACAGCAAGUGAAAUAACUGGUAAAGAUGAAGACUGCAUUAUUCCUUGUCUGCUUAUUAAGGGCAGCUUGUGCUCUCCCAUUACCACACAAUCCAAAGUCAAGAAGUUUAGAAGAAAGGACAGCAAACGGUGACCAUGAUAACAAUAGUACAAUCCCUGCAGAAGAGGUUUACUCUCGUGGAAAUAACAUCACUCUACCUAGCCUGGAUGAAAGCACUGCUGGGAGUGGAGAUGAAUAUUCAAACAGCAGUUCAGAUGAACACUCCAGUAGCAGUUCAGGAGAAGAUUCAAAUAGCAGUUUGGGUGAACAUUCUAAUAGCAGUUCAAAUGAAGAUUCAAAUAGCAGUUCAGUUGAAUGUUCUAAUAGCACUUCAACUGAAGAUUGUAAAAGUAGUUCAGAAGAAGAUUCUAUUAGCAGUUCAGAGGAAGACUCUGAUAGCAAAGAGAAUGAAUUGGUCAAAGGUGGUAUGAGAAUUAACAACAGUGACCAUGUUGAUGAAUUCAGUGGUGAUAGCAAUGGUGACAAUGAUAUGAAAGAAUCUGAUGUUACUGUAAGCAUCAAUGGGGUUAAUCCAGGCAGAAUUACUGCUACUAAAUUUAGUAAAGUAGAGGAUAUUGAUGGAAAUAAGAAAUAUAGCAAAAAAGAUAAGUUCCAUUAUGAUAAUUACAGUGUUGACAAAGAAGGUAAAAACUAUCAAAAUAAUAGAGAUACUGUAUUGCUUAGGGCUGGAAGUAAUAAUUUCCAUGAUGACAAAGUAAAGAGUAUUGCUGAUAACCUCCCUGAAAAAGCAGACCAAUACGAGUUCUAUGAUGAAGGAAUGCAAGGUGAUGACCCCAAUGGAGGUGAUAGCAGUCAAUCCACUGACACCACUUCUGCUAACAGUGACUCUAAUGACGCAUGCAGCAUUAGUGAUUCCAGUCCCUCAUGCAGCUCAAGUGAUUCCAGUGACUCUUCUGAUUCCAGUGACUCUUCAGAUUCUAAUGAUUCCAGUAAAUCAUGCAGCUCAAGUGAUUCCAGUGACUCUUCAGAUUCUAGUGAUUCCAGUAAAUCAUGCAGCUCAAGUGAUUCCAGUGACUCUUCAGAUUCUAGUGAUUCCAGUAAAUCAUGCAGCUCAAGUGAUUCCAGUGACUCUUCAGAUUCUAGUGAUUCCAGUAAAUCAUGCAGCUCAAGUGAUUCCAGUGACUCUUCAGAUUCUAGUGAUUCCAGUAAAUCAUGCAGCUCAAGUGAUUCCAGUGACUCUUCAGAUUCUAGUGAUUCCAGUAAAUCAUGCAGCUCAAGUGAUUCCAGUGACUCUUCAGAUUCUAGUGAUUCCAGUAAAUCAUGCAGCUCAAGUGAUUCCAGUGACUCUUCAGAUUCUAGUGAUUCCAGUAAAUCAUGCAGCUCAAGUGAUUCCAGUGACUCUUCAGAUUCUAGUGAUUCCAGUAAAUCAUGCAGCUCAAGUGAUUCCAGUGACUCUUCAGAUUCUAAUGAUUCCAGUAAAUCAUGCAGCUGUAGUGACUCUUCUGAUUCCAGUGAUUCUGACUCAGGUGACUCAUGCAGCUCAAGUGAUUCGAGUGACUCUUCAGAUUCCAGCGACUCAUGUGACUCAACUGAUUCGAGUGACUCUUCAGAUUCGAGUGACUCGUGUGAUACAAGUGAUUCCACUGAAUCAGAUAAUGGUUCAGACAAUAAUAGCAGCAGUCAGGAAAAAAAUUAAAAUGGCAAUAACAACGGUAAUAUUUAGGAAGGGGUUUCAUGGAAAAUGUUAAUGUAGCAUAGGUAUUUCACACCUGUAAAUACAGGGUACGCAAUCUAAGCAUUACUGACUAAAGUAUUUAUUUUGGAAAUUUUUGGCAAAGUAAUAAAUAGUAAUGAUUUUAAUGAGCACUAUUUCAA
Polyodon spathula (Mississippi paddlefish) is the source of this 1925-nucleotide messenger RNA. Its product is annotated as dentin sialophosphoprotein-like. The coding region runs from base 76 to 1746 and encodes 556 amino acids. The transcript has 5 exons. The record is from RefSeq and is a predicted model, not a curated record. Lineage: Eukaryota; Metazoa; Chordata; Actinopteri; Acipenseriformes; Polyodontidae.